Panonychus citri (citrus red mite) is the source of this 3180-nucleotide messenger RNA. Its product is annotated as V-type proton ATPase catalytic subunit A-like. Gene Ontology annotation, cellular component: lysosomal membrane; proton-transporting V-type ATPase, V1 domain. Gene Ontology annotation, biological process: ATP metabolic process; proton transmembrane transport. Gene Ontology annotation, molecular function: proton-transporting ATPase activity, rotational mechanism; ATP binding; ATP hydrolysis activity. Lineage: Eukaryota; Metazoa; Arthropoda; Arachnida; Trombidiformes; Tetranychidae. The record is from RefSeq and is a predicted model, not a curated record.
UGAUUGUCUGUUUCGGUGAUCAACAAUUAACCCAAGUGCCACUAAUUAUCUUAAUCUUUUUAACCUCUUAGAGAAAAGAUCAACAUCUUGAACGAAAUCAAUUGGACUGUGGAUUUUAUGGUUUGUUUUGAACAGACCUAUUGAUUUAUUUGUGAUUUCUAGUUGGAACUCAUUAAUCGUUUUUCAUUGUCGUCGCAACAUUUAAUUUUAAUCUGGUUUGAAUUACAAAUUCUAAAGAAAUGGCUGGCGCUAUGGAGAGAGCACAAAAGCUUCCUAAAUUAAAGGAGGUCGAAAAUGAGAAAAUUUAUGGUUAUGUCCAAGGAGUAUCCGGUUGUGUGGUUGUCGCUGAAGCCAUGGCUGGAGCUGCUAUGUUCGAGUUGGUCCGAGUUGGUCACGACGAAUUAGUCGGGGAAAUUAUUCGACUUGAAUCGGACUUGGCAACCAUUCAAGUCUAUGAAGAAACAUCUGGUGUAACUGUUGGAGAUCCUGUUCUUCGUACUGGAAAACCUUUAUCGGUUGAACUCGGACCAGGAAUCAUGGGCUCCAUCUUCGAUGGUAUUCAACGUCCCUUGAGAGACAUUCACGAUCUCACCCAAAGUAUUUACAUUCCAAGAGGUGUCAACACACCGGCGUUAAACCGAGAAAUCAAAUGGGACUUUCCUCAGUAUGUGAGAAUCGGAAGUCACAUAACUGGUGGUGAUGUUUACGGUUAUGUCCAUGAAAACACUUUGAUCAAACACAAAUUGAUGCUUCCACCCAAAGCGAAGGGUACAAUUACAUUCCUGGCAGAACCUGGUUCUUAUGAUAUGAAUGAUGUCAUCUUAGAGACUGAAUUCGGGGAAAAGUCACAAUUCACCAUGUUACAAACAUGGCCAGUUCGUCAAACGAGACCAAUCACUGAGAAACUUUCUGCUAAUCACCCUCUUCUCACCGGUCAACGAGUACUCGACGCUUUGUUCCCGUGUGUUCAAGGUGGUACAACAGCCAUUCCAGGAGCUUUCGGUUGUGGUAAAACUGUCAUUUCUCAAGCUCUUUCAAAAUAUUCCAACAGUGAUGUUAUUGUUUACGUUGGUUGUGGUGAACGAGGAAACGAAAUGGCGGAAGUACUUAGAGAUUUUCCUGAACUUACAGUUGAGAUCAAUGGGGUCACUGAAUCUAUUAUGAGACGUACAACUCUUGUCGCUAACACAUCAAACAUGCCGGUCGCAGCUCGAGAAGCUUCAAUUUACACCGGAAUCACAUUGUCAGAGUACUUCCGAGAUAUGGGUUACCAUGUUUCCAUGAUGGCAGAUUCAACUUCGCGUUGGGCUGAAGCUUUGAGAGAAAUUUCUGGUCGAUUGGCUGAAAUGCCUGCAGAUUCUGGUUAUCCAGCUUAUCUUAGUGCUCGAUUAGCUUCUUUCUAUGAGAGAGCAGGACGAACCAAGUGUUUAGGUAACCCGGAACGAGAAGGUAGUGUCACCAUUGUCGGUGCUGUAUCACCACCCGGUGGUGAUUUCUCCGAUCCCGUGACAUCCGCUACUUUGGGUAUUGUCCAAGUUUUCUGGGGAUUGGACAAGAAACUUGCACAAAGGAAACAUUUCCCUUCCAUUAAUUGGAGUUUAUCUUACAGUAAAUACACUCGAGCAUUAGAUGAAUAUUAUGAAAGAAAUUUCCCUGAUUUCGUUCCAAUUCGAACUAAGUGUCAACAAAUUCUACAAGAAGAAGAAGAUCUUUCAGAAAUCGUGCAACUCGUUGGUAAAGCUUCACUUGCCGAAGGAGAUAAAGUGACAUUAGAAGUUGCUCGUCUAAUCAAAGACGAUUUUCUACAGCAAAACAGUUAUUCUCCUUAUGACAGAUUCUGUCCUUUCUACAAGACAAGUGGAAUGCUUAAGAAUAUAAUUUCAUUUUAUGAUUUGGCCAAACACUCGAUUGAGGCCACAGCUCAAAGUGAGAAUCGUAUUACAUGGGCAAUGAUUCGUGAAGCUCUUGGUAGUACCAUGUAUGAGUUAAGCUCAAUGAAAUUCAAGGAUCCUGUUAAAGACGGUGAAACUAAGAUUCGUCGUGAUUUCGAUGAUCUCGCAGAGUCCAUGCAACAAGCUUUCCGAAGUCUUGAAGAUUAAGAAUCAACAAUAAUCAAGUCAACGCAAUUAUCUAUUCCAAUAAUUACUUGGAAACCUUUUCUUCAAACACAAUUCAAUAAUCAUCAACAUGCGGAGAACAAAAUAUGGAAAUCAAAUAUUAGCCUUGUUGUCGUUUGCAGUUUUUUCUCAGUGUGUGCACCUUAAAAAACUAUCACGAUAAAUACGGAAUUUUCUAUUAGAAAACAUAUAUCGCAUUUUCUUCUGAAGUUUUUUAUCACUUGUAAAUUGAACUGUUCUCAAAUCCUUAUUGUUCGGUCGACCUGCUCAUUUGAAAUGUGACAUCUCAUCUUCGCUCUUCAGAUUUCUUAUUUUACAUAGAAAUCUUUUUUGAAAUCUAUUUUUACAUUCCUCUUCAGCAUCAAUCUUUUCUCAUUUGGAAUCACAUCGAUUUCCAAGUCUCGAAUUGACUCACUGCUUAUCUUUCGUGGACACUCAAUUUUGCCGUUUAGUUCGGUACAAUAAAAGGAUAUGCGUCCAGUUAUUUGUUGUGGAAUCGUACACAUAUACUAGAUGGCGACUUUUGUUGAACCCUGAGACAAAGAAGAAGGAUUUGGAUUAUCAUUUCAACUCUUUAAUUUAAUCUCUCAAUAACCUCAUUGAAUCAGAAAAUUCUAACCAAACAACUAGAACUCAUUCUUUUUUUUCUGAGAGCUGAUGUUUGCAUAAUCACCCAGUUCAUUGUUGAUCGUUUUCUUGAAGAGACUGUAAACUCAUCAUCUCAUUCAGAGUAUUUAAUAGUCUCUGUCACAUCAUUUCUUUAUAUGAAAAGGGUUUCGACCAGAGCGAUUAUCUCAGGUAAACGCUCGACAAGGUCCACAAUCUAAUGUUUGAUCAUCAAACUACUUGUUGAUUGUGCAGAAUCGCGAUCAAAAGAUUCUGGGAACUCAAUUUUUGGUAUUCGGGAGAAAGAAGAAGAGUUAACCUCUUUUUCAUCUCCCACUAAAUCGAAUCUAAACUGAUUUCUUAAUUUUCAUGCCAAUUGUAAUUUUCUGUCAAGCGUGUGAAUGUUCAGAUCAAUGAAAAAAACAAUUAAAAGAUUAAAUAAGCAAUAGUAAUUAAA